UGCACAGCAUCAUAUCGGGCCAGCUCGACGUCAAUCUUUAUCACAUCGUCGUGUCAUCUGCUGAAAGUUGUACCUCUGAGAAAAGUUUUAACAAGUUCAAUUCAAAACCAUCAAGAUGACUCUCUAUAUGCCUCCAUUGUCAACUAAGAAGAGAGGAGGUGAGCAGAAAUCUGAUCCUGGCACAAAACGUGUGUUCGGAAACUAUGAAGAAAACCUUCCAGCGGCCCAGAGCCACUACAGCACCAUUCACAGUAAUGUUCUUGCCGGAAGCAAGUUCUCCCCGGCCAAGUCACGGAUCCUGUCUCCGGCACGACUGCACAAACCCCACCCUUCCCAGGUGGGCUUCCUCCUACAGGACUGCCGCCUGAUGCACGAGCCUAUCUGUGACGUCAAACCCCAGUCCAAGGCCGUCAGCGCAGACCCCGAGGGCAACAUGUGGUGGAAGUGGCAGGUUGGAAACGGCGAGGUAGUCAAGAGGACCCCGCCUAAGUACAGCUACCACUCGACCAAUCGGGAUCAGUUCCGGACACCAGAGAAGCCCCAGCUGGGACAGACGAGGCAUGGCAGCAACCCUGGAACUUACGCGUCUAGUGGCAUUGUUCCAGUAACAAGACUGCCAUCUGAGAAAGGCCCCCGCUUAUUGGUUGAACACAUCUCUUAUGACCACCAAUACAACAGCAGAACGAACCCCAGCGAGCCAAUCAGAGGAAAGAAACACGGCAGCAUUGUCUGGGACUGCCUUCAUCCGGUGUCCCCAUCCAAGCUGGCGAUCGGCAGCAACAAGACAACUGUCCUGACAGCGCCCUGGGCGUCCAACACUCAAGACGAUGCAUCGAUGACCAUCAGCAAACUGUCCCCAUCCCAACCGUCUUUGGAGACGGGCAGCAUCAAAUGCCAAGAGGCCGUGAGGCUGGGCACCCUGGAAUCGACGGUGCCGCAGUUCACAGCGUUACCCCCUGUCGCAUCUUGAGGGGCUUUUCUGAGAGGAAUGACUUCGCCGUCCAAAUACAAUUUGAUGAGAAGAAGAAGGUUCACAUAAAUCCAACAUGUCUUCCAACUCCAUCCACACUUCCACCUGUCAUAUAUGGCAGAACAGCCCGAGUGUUGAAGUUUGGCAGUAAUUGUUACUACAGCCUGUCUCCAAAAAAAUGGUACAAUCAAAAACGCAUCACAUUAAAGAAAAAAGACCAGGCUUUCCAAUA
Messenger RNA from Patiria miniata (bat star), 1202 nucleotides. RefSeq lists its product as uncharacterized. The record is from RefSeq and is a predicted model, not a curated record. Lineage: Eukaryota; Metazoa; Echinodermata; Asteroidea; Valvatida; Asterinidae. The coding region runs from base 116 to 970 and encodes 284 amino acids. The transcript is spliced from 5 exons.